ACAGUUAUUUUUUUUAACAGAUUAAAUUAAGAUUAAAAAAAAAAGGUAAAAUAAAUGAAUGAAUGAAGGGCAAGGAGAGAGGUGAUGUUUGAGUGGAAAGAAAGGAGGAAGCAGGCGCAAUGUGAUUGAAGGAUAGCUGGGCUUCCAUUCCAAGAACAAGGAGCCAAGGAGGAGCAGUAGCGGCAAAGACCCGCAAAUCCUCAAUUGCUGCAAAAAUAACGCAAAGAAAUGCUAUCAACCAACUCAAAGAAGGCUUUGCUCUACUCACAACUUCUCUUCAACAACACCACAAUCUUCUCAAUAUCUGCAUCUUCUUCUUCUGCUGCUGCUCUUUUGAGUCAUCUGAAUCUGAAUAGCCCAACCCACCAACAAUUCUUCUUCUCUUGUUAUUAUUCCACUUCUCAUGCACAUGUAAUUCCAAUUCAACAACUCAGCUUUAAUCCUAGCUUUAAUGCUAAGGACAUUGUCCAAUCCUUUAAGGAAUGGUUACAGCUCCGACACACUGAUUACUUGGAUCGGAUUUUCGAGAUCCUAAGCGCCCAAGAUAAGGUGGAUGAAGGUGCCCUCUCCCAAUUGGGUCUCCACCUCACCGAGUCAUUGGUCCUGGAUGUGCUUUAUUAUGGCAAUGGCAAGAAUGACUUCCUCUCUUGUCUUAAGUUCUUCGAUUGGGCUGGUCGCCAACCUGGGUUCUACCACACUCGCUCAACCUUCCACGCCAUCUUCAAGAUCCUCUCUAAGGCCAAGCUUACGCGUCUCUUGAUGGAUUUCCUUGAUAAUUAUAUGGUUUUUGCGUUUCUUAAUAAUAAGCUCGCAUUUUACAGCACUUUGGUAAUUGGGUACUCUGUGACUGGGAAGCCGCAAGUUGCGCUCCAAGUGUUCGGUAAAAUGCGAUUUCUGGGUUUUGACUUGGAUUACUUUGGUUAUCAUAUCCUUCUCAAUUCUUUGGUCGAGGAGAGUUGUUUUGAUGCAGUUGGCUGUAUUUCCAGGCAGAUUUCUCUUAGGGGGUUCGAGAGCCAUGUAACGCAUUGUAUUGUAGUUAAGAGUUUGUGUAAGCAGAAACUGUUGGAUGAGGCCAAGUCACAUUUGCGCCGGGUAAUCCUACUUGGCGAUGGGACUCGCCUUGGGGAUGCGGUGGGCGUUCUUGUCGGUGCGCUUUGUCAAAAUGAUUGCUUUGACGAGGCAGGGCUGGUAGUUGAGGAGUUUAGGGAGUUGGGGGUCCCCAUGGAGCCUGCUUAUAAUGUGUGGCAAAGGAAUCUUGUUCAAGCUGGUAAGAUUGAUGCGGCUUUGGAGUUCUUGAAGCGAAAAAAGUCAUUAGAAUGCUAUGUUCCUGAGGUUUUCCAGUAUAAUGCUUUGCUGUGGAGGCUCUUAAAAGAGAACCGUCUCACAGAAGCGUGUGAUUUGCUGAUGGAGAUGAUGGAGGGUGGGGUCUCUGCUGAUAAGGUCACAUUGAAUGCUGCAUUGUGUUUCUUUUGCAAAGCUGGAAUGGUAGAUGUUGCACUUGACUUGUGUAAUAGCAAAUCAGAGUUUGGGUUCUCAGCUAGCAGCAUGGCGUGUAAUUAUCUCAUAAAUUCUCUAUGCAGGGAAGGGAAAAUUGAUGAGGCUUACAAUGUGUGGAGGAGGAAUUAUACUGAGCAAGGUUAUUUUCCUGGUAGAAGAACAUUUUAUAUACUUGCAGAUGCUUUGUGUAGAGAAGGGAAGCUUGAUAUAAUGAUACAGCUGGUUCUUGCUGCUCUAGAGCGGAAUUUCAUUCCAAGUGAUUCCCUGUACAGUAAGUUCAUAUCAGCUCUAUGCCGGGCUCGGAGGCCAGAAGAUGGUUACUUGAUACUUGUAGAACUUAAUAAAAUGAAUAGGGUUGCUCCAAAGACUACUUACUCAAACUUGAUUCAUGGUUUUAAAGAAUUAAAGAAGGGGGAUAUUGCUGCUAGGCUUCUUAUUGAAAUGCAAAAUAAAGGUCAUAUGGCUACUCGUACUUUGUUUAGAGCUGUAAUUUGCAGUUUGUGUGAUUUGGAAAAACCAGAAACUCAAUUCUUCAAAUUGUUGGAGAUGCAACUCUCUUGUCAUGAACCUAACUGUAAGAUAUAUAACUUCUUCAUUGAUGGAGCUGGGCAUGCAAAGAAGCCUGAACUAGCCAGAGAAGUAUUUGAGAUGAUGCAGAGAAGUGGGAUUGAGCCUAAUAUGAAUUCUGACAUUCUUAUGUUACAAAGUUAUCUAAAGAAUAAGAGAAUAUCUGAUGCUCUAAAUUUUUUUGAUGCUUUGCGUCAGAGAAGAAAGAUUGGCAGUAAUUUAUACAGCACCAUGGUUGUUGGUCUUUGCAAAGUCAACGAAAUGAAUCAUGCUUUAUAUUUUUUGGGGGAAUUCCAGAGUAAUGGCGCGUUUCCUAGCGGAGAAUGUUAUGAGGAGCUUAUAAAGCUGCUGUGCUCAAAUAAAGAAUAUAAAAGGGUGGUACAUCUUAUUAUUGACUUGGAGAAAGCUGGGCGCCGUGUUACUUCCUUCAUAGGUAACACACUGUUGUUGCAUUCCUUGAGAAGUGAAGAGCUCUAUGAUGCUUGGAUUCAAGUGAGGGACGUGCAGAAUUUUCCUUCUCUUUCAGUCCUCGGCCAACUCAUUGGUGCAUUUUCUGGUCGUGUUCAACUAAGCCAAAAAAUUAACUGGGAACUAGUAAUUGAACGAUGCUUCCCGCUUAAGCUUUACACGUACAAUAUGUUGUUGAGGAGAAUAAUUAUGGAUAAAAUGGAUGAUGCUUGUGAGUUGUUUGAUAGAUUAUACCAGAAAGGUUAUGAGCCUAAUAAAUGGACUUGUGAUAUCUUAGCACAUGGCCUUCGUAAGCAUGGAAGGACAAAUGAGGCUAGGAGAUUGACGAAGAUGUUUAAACAUUUUCCUCGUACCAAAUGACUCUGGUAAUCAUAACAGCUACAGCUUCUGAAAAAUGCAGACUUCAACAAAUUUUUUUCGAGGAAAAAAAGUUGGAUGCUAGUUGAUUGAUUACAUGGAAUAUCUCAUUUUUCUCUACGUGGCUUUGUUGAUCAUUUGUAAGAUAAGGGUCGUGUGUAAUUCAUAGUUUAAAGCAAUUCUAUGAUAGAUAGAAGUGAUGUAAAGCAUAGAAAUGUAAGAGCUAAUCGAAUGAUUUGGCAGUUUUGAACAUAACAAUGAAUUCAGCACUUAUUAAUUUCUGGUCA
Messenger RNA from Hevea brasiliensis (rubber tree), 3176 nucleotides. RefSeq names its product pentatricopeptide repeat-containing protein At1g71210, mitochondrial-like. Gene Ontology annotation, molecular function: protein binding. The record is from RefSeq and is a predicted model, not a curated record. The coding region runs from base 229 to 2892 and encodes 887 amino acids. Lineage: Eukaryota; Viridiplantae; Streptophyta; Magnoliopsida; Malpighiales; Euphorbiaceae. The transcript has a single exon.